CCUUGGAAUCGAAAUAAUUAUUUUAGUUUAUUGUAGAUGUGAAAAUGAAGAAGACAAUUAGCCUCCUCGUUCUGGCAAUUUCCAUAGCAGUAGCAAAUGGGAGUCUAGUAUCGUCAUGUAGGUAUGACAGAAAUAUACAACAUAAGCUAAUUGCUCACUGUGAAAAUCAAGGAUUUACAUCUGUACCAAGGAAUCUCCGACGAGAUAUCUACGAGUUAAUUCUGUCAAACAACUCUAUACACAUGCUGACAAACAAUUCAUUCAUCUAUUUUACACAGAUAAAAAGGCUGAUUUUAACCGGGAAUAAUAUAUCUGUAAUUCAGCAGGAUGCGUUUUCUGGACUUAAUUUGUUAAAAGUGUUGAAGGUAAAUGAUAAUUUGAUUAACAUCACAACUAUUCCGCAUGGUGUUUUCAGACAUCUUAGUAAUUUAGCUGUUCUAGACAUCAGUCAAAAUAAAAUGCCAUUGAAUACAAACGUUCCGUUUAUCUAUCCCGAUAUCACAUUUUCUUCACUUACCCGAUUACAAAAUCUUUCAAUGGAUCUAUUCAUGUUUCCAGUAUUUCGAUCAGGAUUUACUGCACUUCAAGAUCUUAAAGUAUUGAACUUUGCUACUUGUAAUUUGCAUAAUAGUAGUAGAUUUAAGCUUUUUAACUCAACAUUUGAAAACUUCUCGCCUGACCUUAAAGAACUUUACAUCAGUGGUUGUCACAAUUUCUUUCUAAUGGAAUAUGGACUGUUAGAUCCUUUUCCAAACUUGAAAGUUUUAGAUCUGUCGAAAUCGUAUGUUCACCUUUAUCAAGCAUUGCGUAUUCUUCAUCCAUAUCAGGAUAAAAACAUGUCCGUUAUAAACUUUCACCGCAUUAGUGAUAAUUCAAUCAAUGAAAAUAAUUUUCCGUACUCUGUUAUUAUAACAGAAGAAUUAAUGAAAUAUUUAAGAACUAUAUGCAUUGAAUCACUAGAUUUAUCCAAAGCUGGUAUAGUGGAUUAUCAGCAAAAAUCUUUGUUUUCGUUCAAACGUCCAGAAUGUAUUAAAACUUUUAUAAUAUCAGCCAACCGGUUACCUUCAUCUACAGCAGAUCAUUACUUUCAAGUAGUAAAAUUUUUCAAAAGCGCAAUUAAUAUGAAAGUGUACGAUUUUUCCUAUCUUACCGUGGAUUAUAUCAAUCCACUGUAUUUGGACGUUUACCAUCCAGAAGUUUUAAAUCACUUUCCAGAAAUAACCGAAACACAUAAAAGUCCUCCGCAUCUUACGUUUGCAAUUCCAUCGUCAAUAGAAUUUCUUAGAUUUACGCACAUACAAAUAGCUUUUACAUCAGCGUCUUUCACAUGUGCCAAUACAUCGCUGAAGUACCUCGAUGUGUCAUUUGGUGUUUAUCAAAAUUAUCCUGAUUUUACAGACGACUGUGGAGAGCAACUGGAAUAUUUGGACAUAUCUGGAAUUCCAGUUACAAUUAUAACAUUCCCAUCGAUAUUCAUGCCAAAACUUUCAAUUCUGAAAGUGACGAAUGCACGCAUAGACCAAGUUAUAAUUAAAGGUAAACAAUGGAAGUCUUUCAAAGCUCCCAAUUUGAGAAAAAUAGACAUAUCUUUCAAUAAUCUUUGGACUUUAGAGGAAACGACACUUUUAGAUCAGCCAAAUAUAACGCAUUUGAAUAUGUCAAACAACCUUUUUAGGACCAUUCCUUCCUUUGUUACCAAAUUACAAAAGUUGGAAUAUUUAGAUCUAUCCAACAAUUUAAUCAGUUCAAUUGAUGUAACUAUACGAUUUAAACUGGAUAAAAUUGUGAUUUCAAAUCACAGCCUCAUUCUUAAUUUAAAUAACAACGCUUUGGUCUGUUCAUGUGACACUCUAGACUUUCUUUUGUGGUUCGCAAAAACAAAAGUGACAUUUAAGAAUGGGGACACUUAUAACUGUACUAUGUCAGAUGGCAAACAAACCAAAUUAAAGGAGGUAAUACAAAAUACGCAGAAAUACUUUUCGGACUGCAAAGCUACUAUAUGGCUCCAGGUUGGAAUAAUAUUGGUUGCUAGUGCAUUUGGCAUAUUCAUACCUCUUUCUCUUCUUUAUAACUAUAGGUGGAAAAUAAUUCUGUACACGUAUAGAAAAGUUCGUCAUGUCGUUGAGAAAAAUUUACAUAAAAACUAUUUGUACGACGCAUAUGUUUCUUAUGAAGACAGAAGCGUGUCGUGGAUACAGAAGUUUUUUCUUCCAAAAAUUGAAGAUAAAUGGGGACUUAAAGUGUGUUUACAUGAUCGAGAUCUCCUUCCUGGAGAUAUGACGGCUGAUGCAAAAGCAGAAUCAAUACAGCAGAGUAGACAUGUUGUAUUCAUCAUUACUGAACAUUUUACCGAAGGAAAAUGGGGAAGAUUCGAAAUAGAAAGAGCAAAGUACGAAAAGUAUACUACAAACUUUCGAAAAAUAAUUGUUAUUUUACAAAAUAUUCAAAUCAAGGAUAUCCCAGACGAAAUAAUUAACAUUUCGAGUGAUGUGUAUUUUAUUGAAUUGCCAUUGGACGAAAAAGAAGCUGGUGACAAUCCUGAUUAUCAAAGUCAAUGGCUCAGACUUAAGGCUCUUCUUUAUUUAAAUUAA
This is a messenger RNA of Mytilus trossulus (common blue mussel), 2591 nucleotides long. Its product is annotated as toll-like receptor 2. Gene Ontology annotation, cellular component: plasma membrane. Bases 45 to 2591 code for a protein of 848 amino acids. The record is from RefSeq and is a predicted model, not a curated record. Gene Ontology annotation, biological process: inflammatory response; toll-like receptor signaling pathway; immune response. Gene Ontology annotation, molecular function: protein binding; transmembrane signaling receptor activity. NCBI's taxonomy places the organism in Eukaryota, Metazoa, Mollusca, Bivalvia, Mytilida, Mytilidae. The transcript has a single exon.